AUGGGGAAGCUUGCCAAGGCUGUGAUGAGCAUAUGGGAAUGCUGCGAACUCCUCAACGAGUACGUCGACGAGAGUGAUCCCGAUCUCGACGAGCCGCAGAUCGAACUUCUGCUCCUGACUGCUGAAGCCAUCAGGAGGGACUACCCAAAUGAAGAUUGGCUUCAUCUCACUGCCCUAAUCCAUGGUACCUUUUUCAAAGAAAAUCCAGACAAUCAAAACCCUAGCCCCAACACCGAGCUGGGUAUCUAUAGUAAGAACUGUGGGUUUGACAAAGUCAAAAUGUCAUGGGGCCACGAUGAGUACAUGUUCUUGGUAUGCCACGUCACUCUUUGCUCUUCUGCUGCAUAG
Molecule: messenger RNA, 348 nt
Organism: Ilex paraguariensis (yerba mate)
Lineage: Eukaryota; Viridiplantae; Streptophyta; Magnoliopsida; Aquifoliales; Aquifoliaceae
Source: the annotation of a GenBank genome assembly